GCCAACCGUCUUCUUCUUCUUCUUGAAAGAGAGAUAAUAGGAUCACCCGGCGGUGAGUUUGGGAGUGUCAAAACGCAAGAAUAUUAAAGGAAAUGGACCGGAUAGCGAAAGUGGCGUCACAGAAAGCGGUGGUGAUAUUCAGCAAGAGCUCGUGCUGCAUGAGCCAUGCAAUCAAGCGGCUAUUUUACGACCAAGGGGUGAGCCCCGCCGUGUACGAGCUGGACGAGGACUCGAGAGGGAAGGAGAUUGAGUGGGCUCUUUUACGCCUCGGCUGCAACCCCUCCGUGCCCGCCGUCUUCAUCGGUGGUCGCUUCGUCGGCUCCGCCAAUGCCAUCAUCACCCUCCACCUCAAUGGCUGCCUCAAUAAAUUGCUCAAGGAAGCCGGCGCCCUUUGGCUCUGAUCGCUGCGCCGCCGAGUAUCUAUGUUUUCCCCUUUCUUGUCUUCUUGCUUUCGAGAGGUUAUUGCAACGAAAGAUUACCUCUACGUAGAGUUUGUAUCAA
This is a messenger RNA of Cucurbita pepo subsp. pepo (vegetable marrow), 501 nucleotides long. Its product is annotated as monothiol glutaredoxin-S10. The record is from RefSeq and is a predicted model, not a curated record. Lineage: Eukaryota; Viridiplantae; Streptophyta; Magnoliopsida; Cucurbitales; Cucurbitaceae.